AUUUGAUUCUUAAGAUCUGUACUGUCAUCGCGUACGGUGGAUUCAUCGAGAUAAAGCUUUCUUGUCUUCAUGUUCUUUGUACCUUGAAUUAUUCUAUACAUGCAUUUACACAUGCUCUAAUCAUGGAAGCUCAGUAUUGAUCUUGCCAGGAGGUAGCUUCAAUUUUAGGUAUGCAAUGGAUGUUUUUACUUUGAUAGCAUUUGUGAGUACUUGUUUUCUAAUCUUCUUGAAAGCCUCUACGGCAAUUGAUUCCAUUUCUCCAUCUGAGCCUCUCCCUGAUGGAAAGACCUUAAUUUCCAAUGAUAGAAGCUUUGAGUUGGGAUUCUUCAGUCCAGGCAGUUCUGGGAACCGGUACUUGGGAAUUUGGUACAAGAACAUCCCAGUCUGCACAGUUGUUUGGGUUGCAAACAGGGUGAAUCCAAUAAAUGACUCUUCUGGCAUGCUGAUUGUAACAGCCACUGGUGAUCUUCAGCUUCUGAGUCAGAACAUAACCGUUGUUUGGUCAGCUAACUCAACAAAAGCAGCUCAGAAUCCUAUACUGCGGCUCCUGAAUUCUGGCAAUCUUGUUUUGAUAGAUGGCAGGAAUGGAAAUUCGGAAGCUUCCUUGUGGCAAAGCUUUGAUUAUCCGUCUGAUACACUGCUACCGGAGAUGAAGCUAGGGUGGAACUUGAGAACUGGCCUCAACCGGCGUCUGUCAGCGUGGAAGAACUCUGAUGAUCCGUCUCCUGGUGACUUUACUUGCGAAAUUGAACUACAAGGUAAUCCUGAGUGGGUGCUCAGGAAAGGCUCAAAGAAAUAUUUCCGGUAUGGCCCCUGGAAUGGCAUAAGUUUUAGUGGUGUCCCAAUUUUAAGUCCUGAGAACCAAAUUUUCAGUUAUGAAUUUGUCUCCAAUGAAGAGGAGGUCUACUACAUGUUUUCCCUCAAAAACAAGUCUCUGCUCUCAAGGAUUGUUCUGAACCAAACUGACUACGCAAUACAGAGAUACACAUGGAGUGAAGAAACUCGAACGUGGAAGCUUUGGCUAUACCUUCCUGACGAGUAUUGUGACAAAUAUGGACUUUGUAGUGCAUAUGGGAAUUGUGACAGUACUCAACUUCCAGCUUGCCAAUGUUUUAAAGGAUUCAAGCCUAAAUCACCAGAUGGAUGGAGCUCUGGGGACUGGUCUCAAGGAUGUGUCAGAAACAAGCCAUUGAACUGCCAGGCAGCCGAUGGAUUUAUCCAAUUUGGAAGGUUGAAACUGCCUGAUGCUACCCAUUCAUGGGUAAACAAAAUUAUGAGCCUCGAGGAAUGCAGGGAUAAAUGCCUCCAGAACUGUUCCUGUAUGGCAUAUACUAGUGAGGAUAUAAGAGGAAGAGGUAGUGGCUGUGCCAUUUGGUUUGGUGAUCUUGUUGACAUUAGACAGUUUCAAUCUGGUGGGCAGGAUCUGUUCAUUAGGAUGUCUGCUUCGGAAUUAGGAUCGAAGAGAAAUGAGACUAAGUUGAAGUUAGCACUAUUAAUUGCAAUUCCACUCGCUGCACUUCUGGCGAUGCUUAUUUUAUUCUAUUACUUCUGCCAAAGCAGGGGAAGCUCAGAAGAGAGAAUCGAAGAGAAGAAAGAAAAUGACAUAAAGAAUGAAGGCCAAGAUGAAGAUAUGGAGCUUCCAGUAUUUCAAGUAGCUACAAUAUCACAUGCAACUGAUAAUUUUUCACUCAGCAACAAGCUGGGUCAAGGGGGUUUUGGACCUGUUUACAAGGGGAAAUUAGUAGAUGGGCAAGAAAUUGCUGUGAAAAGGCUUUCCUUGAGUUCUACACAAGGAGUAAAUGAGUUCAAGAAUGAGGUUAAAUUGAUAGCCAAACUUCAGCACCGGAAUCUUGUUAGGCUUCUUGGGUGUUGCAUUGAAGGGGAGGAGAAGAUGCUGAUUUAUGAAUACAUGCCUAACAGAAGCCUAGACUCAUUCAUUUUUGAUCAAAUAAGGGGGAAAGAAUUAGAUUGGUCCAAGCGUUUCGGGAUUAUCUGUGGAAUUGCAAGGGGGCUUCUCUACCUUCAUCAAGAUUCUAGAUUACGGGUUAUUCAUAGAGAUCUCAAAGCUAGUAAUGUUCUUCUUGAUGAUGAGAUGAACUCAAAAAUUUCAGAUUUUGGGAUGGCCAAAACUUUUGCAGGAGACCAGACUGAAGGGAGCACAAACAAAUAUGCAAUUGAUGGGCUAUUUUCAAUAAAAUCAGAUGUCUUUAGUUUUGGUGUAUUAUUGUUGGAGAUAAUAAGUGGGAUUAGAAAUAGAGGAUUUUUUCAUCCAAAACAUAGCCUUAACCUCAUUGGACAUGCAUGGAAAUUAUGGAAAGAAGGCAAUCCUCUAGAACUUGCAGCUGAAUCCUUGGGAGAGUGUUUCACUCUAUCAGAAGUUGUUAGAUGCAUCCACAUCAGUCUUUUAUGUCUACAACAGAAUCCUGAGGACAGGCCUCCCAUGUAAUCGGUAGUGAUGAUGUUGGGAAGUGAGAUCAAAUUGCCUCAGCCAAAAAAGCCUGGUUUCUUGCUUGAAAAGACUGCACUUGAAAUGGAUUCUUCAACAAGUAAGCAUGACUCGACCUCAGUAAAUGAAAUCACCCACACGAUCUUGGAGGCUCGAUAAAGGAUUAUAUAUGGUGAUGUAUGUCAUGCCCAGAACAUUGUUCUUGGGUGCAAUUAGUGCCUUAUGUUUUUUUCAACUUCAAGACUAAAUAAACCUUAGGCCCUAAACUCCAAUGCAGAAACAUACCCCUUAAAGUUCUUACUCAGACAUCAACGGAAGGAUUUAGUGUC
Rubroshorea leprosula is the source of this 2775-nucleotide messenger RNA. The record is from the annotation of a GenBank genome assembly. Lineage: Eukaryota; Viridiplantae; Streptophyta; Magnoliopsida; Malvales; Dipterocarpaceae.